UUACAAUCGGUCACUGUAAAAUUUCCCUCCUCAAAAACAAAAAAACCACGUUUUGUUCUCCCUCUGUAUUUUCUUCCCCCCUCUCUCUCCGAUCUGUGAAACUACUUCGCCGGUCCAGUCCAGCGGGCCGAACGGCAAUCGUCGACCGGCUCGAUUUUGCUCCGCUACCUGUGACUAAUGGAGGAUGGGGUGCUUGAUGGUUGUAAAGAAGACAAGGAGGAGUUGUUAAAAGAGCGCACACCGCGUAUUGGUAUGGAGUUUGAGUCAGAGGAGGAUGCAUUUCAAUUCUAUGACGAAUAUGGAAGGAUUAUGGGAUUUAGUAUUAGAAGAGAUUACCAUACGAAAAGCAAGAAGGAUGGUCUCAUGAUUAAUAGAAAGUUUGUUUGUCAUAAGGAAGGGCAAAAGGAAAAGGAUAAGCGGUGCCACACAGUCAUACAACCUAGGCGAGAAACGAGAACCAUGUGUGGUGCAAAUUUGUACAUAUCAUUUAACCGGGAUUCGACAAAAUGGGAGGUGAAGAAGUUUGAUGAUGCCCACAAUCACCUAUUGCAUCCUGAAUGUGCUUGUUUGAUGUCAACUCAAAGUAACUUGUGUGAAAGUCAAGGUAUGAGUAUUGAAAUAGCUGACAAAUAUGUUUUAGGCCGGAACAGGUUAGAUGCAAAGGGUUCUUCAUCAGAGGAAUGCAAUGUCAUAAAGGACAAGGAUGAUGGCUGUAAAGAAUACAAGGAAGAGUUGUUAAAAGAGCACACACCACGUAUUGGUAUGGAGUUUGAGUCAGAGGAGGAUGCAUUUCAGUUCUAUGACGAAUAUGGAAGGAUUAUGGGAUUUAGUAUCAGAAGAGAUUACCAUACGAAAAGCAAGAAGGAUGGUCACAUGACUAAUAGAAAGUUUGUUUGUCAUAAGGAAGGGCAAAAGGAAAAGGAUAAGCGGAGCCACACAGUCAUACAACGUAGGCGAGAAACGAGAACCAUGUGUGGUGCAAAUUUGUACAUAUCAUUUAACCGGGAUUCGACAAAAUGGGAGGUGAAGAAGUUUGAUGAUGCCCACAAUCACCUAUUGCAUCCUGAAUGUGCUUAUUCGAUGUCAACUCAAAGUAACUUGUGUGAAAGUCAAGAUACGAGUAUUGAAAUAGCUGACAAAUAUGUUUUAGGCCAGAACAGGUUAGAUGCAAAGGGUUCCUCAUCGGAGGAGUGCAAUGUCAUACAGGAUAAGGAUGAUCCUAAGUUGGUGAUAGCCACGCGUUUCAUGAAUCUUUGUCCUAGAAUGAUAAAUUUAGCAACCCGGUCCUCCGAAUAUGAUGCAACAUACAAGCUCGUGGAUGAAACUAUUAGAGAUCUGUGCACGAAAGUGGAUAAUAUGAUCAUUGCUUUUAGUGCUUCAAGUAGUGGAGAUCACAUUGACAUGGAAUUAGAUGUGGUUGAUCCUAAUUUACAACGAGCUAAGGGUCGUGCUAGACAAAAGUCUUGGCACGAGAGGGUAGCAAAGAGGAAAAAAGUUGCUUCACGAUCUCCCCCUAGUCAGGGAAUAGCAAUUGAUCAGCUGGGCACACUUUCAUGAAUCAAGCAUGUCACAAUGUAAUCCGGUGGAAUCAUUCUUCGAUAAUGAUUUAACAAGCAACUGUUCGCUCAAAAUUAGAUGUAUUGUCGGGGGACGUUUAUUAUCAUGGAACUGGUCCGUGUUUUGGGGGCUACACGGGAUUUAUUUUCCUCGAGGAUUUAAAUUGAUUUUGUAGAUGUUUGUUGAACAUAUUUUGAACGGAUAGAUGUAAUUGGCCAUGGCUUAUGUGAUUUGCAAUUUGCAAUGAAUAUGGAGAGAAGAAGUCUAUUUGUAGUUUGUUCCAAA
Rhododendron vialii is the source of this 1842-nucleotide messenger RNA. RefSeq names its product protein FAR1-RELATED SEQUENCE 12-like. Bases 178 to 1557 code for a protein of 459 amino acids. The record is from RefSeq and is a predicted model, not a curated record. Lineage: Eukaryota; Viridiplantae; Streptophyta; Magnoliopsida; Ericales; Ericaceae. The transcript is spliced from 3 exons.